Messenger RNA from Penicillium verhagenii, 837 nucleotides. Its product is annotated as proteasome regulatory particle base subunit RPN10. The transcript has 4 exons. Gene Ontology annotation, molecular function: polyubiquitin modification-dependent protein binding. Lineage: Eukaryota; Fungi; Ascomycota; Eurotiomycetes; Eurotiales; Aspergillaceae. The record is from RefSeq and is a predicted model, not a curated record. Gene Ontology annotation, cellular component: cytosol; nucleus; proteasome regulatory particle, base subcomplex. Gene Ontology annotation, biological process: proteasome-mediated ubiquitin-dependent protein catabolic process. Bases 1 to 837 code for a protein of 278 amino acids.
AUGUCUCUCGAAGCUACGAUGAUUAUUGUCGACAACAGCGAAAGCAGUCGCAAUGGGGACUAUACAUCAACCCGGUGGCAAGCUCAAGUCGAUGCCGUUAGCAUCAUCCACAGUGUGAAGAUGCGUGUACACCCGCAGUCGGCCGUUGGCCUGAUGAGCAUGGGCGGCAAGGGCCCCGAGGUUCUAUCGACCUUUACCACAGACUUUGGCAGUAUUCUUUCUGGCCUGCACCAGACCAAAAUUCACGGCACGUCGCAUCUUAGCUCAAGCAUCCAGGUCGCAGCCUUGGCACUGAAGCACCGAUCUGAGAAAUCGCAACGGCAACGUAUCAUUGUAUUCUCAUGUUCGCCCAUCGACGAAGACGAAAAGACACUCGUUAAGCUUGCCAAGAAAAUGAAGAAGAUCAACGUUUCGAUUGACGUGGUUGCUUUCGGUGAUUUGGAAUCCGAUCAAACCAAGAAGCUAGAGGCCUUUGUGGACAAUGUGACAAGUGGCGAGGGCUCCUUCCUGGCCAUCAUCCCACCGGGCCCUCACCUACUCAGCGAGGAGCUCCAGCAGACUCCGAUCCUGGCAGGUGAGGGUGCCGGAGCCAGUGCCCCAUCCGGUGGUGAGGGUGGUGAAUCUGGUGGCUUCAACUUCGAGGAUGCAGCGGAGGAUGAUCCCGAACUGGCAUUUGCUUUGCGGUUAUCGCUCGAGGAGGAGAAGAACCGACAGGACAAGGAGAAGCGGGAUCGCGAUGAGCAGGAGGGCAAGACGGAUCUGGAUGGCAUUCCCGAAGAAGGUCAGGGCGAAUCUAGCGGUGACAAGAAGGAUGACGACAAGAUGGACACUGCGUAG